Molecule: messenger RNA, 1806 nt
Organism: Xiphias gladius (swordfish)
Lineage: Eukaryota; Metazoa; Chordata; Actinopteri; Istiophoriformes; Xiphiidae
Product: galectin-related protein-like
Exons: 5
Coding region: 74-625 (183 amino acids)
Biological process (GO): regulation of transcription by RNA polymerase II
Cellular component (GO): nucleus
Molecular function (GO): DNA-binding transcription factor activity, RNA polymerase II-specific; carbohydrate binding; RNA polymerase II cis-regulatory region sequence-specific DNA binding
Source: RefSeq, a predicted model, not a curated record
ACGCCGCACGCCGCACGCCCCGGCAGGGCCGCCUCUGCUCCGAUCAUAAGCAUCCUAUGCUAUUCUGCUCAAGAUGGCGGUGCAGGCAGCGGAAAAGGACGGAAUAUCACCGGCGUUGAAGAACGUGGAGGACGAGCACCUGAACGACUCGCUGGGGAACCCCGGCCUCAUCUCACCUGACAAGGAGGAUCUGUCACGUCUCCUGACGGUGCCGUUCAGCGGGCGCAUCCGGGGCGGCAUGCGGCCAGGGAAGAAGAUCAUAGUGAUGGGCAUUGUCGACCUGGAGCCAGACAGCUUCAACAUGAGCCUGACCUGCGGCCGUGACUCGGAGAAGGAGGAGGCGCCGCACGACGUGGCCCUGAAACUCACCGCCCGCUUCAGCGACCGCCAGUUUCUGCGCAGUGCCCGCGUGUCUGGGAAAUGGACUGAGGAGGAGGCGUCCACCGCCUACUUUCCCUUCAUCCCCGAUCAGCCUUUUAGGGUUGAGAUCCACUGCGAGCACCAGAGGUUCCGGAUAUUCGUGGACGGACACCAGCUGUUUGACUUUUAUCACAAAGUAAAAUCUUUGCCCUCUAUCGACACAGUACGGAUACAAGGAGAUCUACAGAUCACCAAGCUCGGUUAACUGACCCCACUCCUUCCUGCUCUGCGAGUCAUGUGUGAAGGAGGGACUUGAUCACAGAUGACCACACACGCACACACACACACACACAUGCACAAACACACACACACGCGUGCGCGCCUGUUAUGUCAUCAUCCGUAACCCGUCAUGCAACACUGCAGCAACAUAGCAACUCGAAAAAGGCUCCGGCAGUGACAAGUUAGAGAUCCUCUGCUUAAUUUCAUUCACCUCUUCCCAUUCAAAGAGAAUCCGAUAUGAUGAUGCUUUGUGGGUGAAUGUGUUUGCUCCAUUUUCAGGUACUUUUUUUUUUUUUUUUUUUUCUUUGUAGCCUCGGUUCUGUCUGAUCAGGGAUCUCACAGCUUAUUAAUAGUGAAUUCAUUUUUUACGUUGAAACCUUUUGGGGAUACUGAGAUAUAGAGGCAGGUGUGGAAUACUUUCCCAAGGACGGAAGGAUAGGUCAGAUGUUACAGGGAACAUGUUACUCAGGAAAAUAUAUCUGGAAACUUAGCAGCUAAGAUGGAGGCAAACCCUGGCCUACGAGUGGAAAAUCUCCAAAUUUCCUGACUGAUUGAAUGUUUUAACUUAAAUUGAGGGAAAUUUUCCAACCUGUGGGCGCCAAAAGAAAAAGAUUCCAAAAUUUUGUGGAUAAACUGGAAAAUGAAUGUUGGUCAAGCUUUCUUUUCCAACCAAGAACGGAGACAGAUGCGCUGUAAAUCUCUGCGGUACUGAACCUGAGCAGUGUUUCUAGAUGUUUAGUCUGAGCCUUGACCAAAUCCCACAAGGGCAGAGACAUGAUUUUUUUUUUACAUCAGAACGAACUGGUUUAAAGCAAAAUGUGGCAGGUUGUCUGACACCUUCGGAUUUGACUUCACUCGGCCCAGCUAGGUGUGUAUCAACUGCGGCAGUAAUCUACUAACAGUCAGUUCUCUGAUCACAACAGAGAGCAGCGUAACACCCUCUCCCCGCGCUGAGGCAUCUCCAACCCCGUAGGCGCUCUCCCCUGCACUCCCUUGGGUUUGUUCCAGUUGCCAUGGUAACGCGCUGCAGUCUCACCGACCUACAUACCCGAAAACGGGGAUUAUAUCACGAUCGAGACGUAGCAGAAAUCGUCCCGUGCUGCACGCUGCGUUUGUGGGUAGUUUGCACUCAUUUUGGCGAUCACCGCAGCUGUUCUCCUGUGGGUG